Messenger RNA from Microthlaspi erraticum, 1200 nucleotides. The record is from the annotation of a GenBank genome assembly. Lineage: Eukaryota; Viridiplantae; Streptophyta; Magnoliopsida; Brassicales; Brassicaceae.
AUGAAGACGAGAUCUGGUGCUGUAUUCGGAGACAAUGGAGAGAAGAGGAAAGCUCCCGAUGGAGACGACAAUGGCAGAGUGAAGAGAAGAUUGGUGCAGAGCAACGAGCAGAAGAGCGAUCCUCAGAGAGACGGAAAUGGUCGAGGGAAGAGAAAACUGGCUCAGAGCAACGAACAGGGGAAGGGGAAGAUCCUCCGAGGAAUCCGUGGCUGUGUAUCUCCUCGGUGCUCUGCUUCUACUUACCGUUCCAGAUUCUCGUGGUUUGAGGAAGAUAUAUGGACAUACAUUUCGAGGUUUUUGGAUGGUAAAUCACUGGUGAUGCUGGGAGCAACAAACAAAUGGUUUUUUAGCAAGAUCAUAAGGGAGGAUGCUAUUUGGAGGUUUGCUUGCUUGCGUGAUCUUCAGGUGCCAAGGCCGCUUUCAGUUUCCUCAAGCUGGAUUAAGAUAUACGCUUCAGCUUUUGGUAAGUAUAUCAUACACAUUACAUCAAAAAAUGAAGACGAUAACAUUUACAUCAACUUUGGACUCAUACAGUCUCAAUACAAUGGUAGACUAAGAAAUGAGAUAUUGGACAAUGCAGAUGGGAGCCACUCUUACUUGUUCCAUCAGAAGGAAAAGCACAUUGAUUGGAUGCGAAUUGGUGCCUUUACUCUUGACUCUGGAAUGUCACUACUGACUGAGAGUUUCAACGGUCAACUGAAAGUUCCAAGGGAAAGAAGCAUAGAAAAGAUGCUGGAAUCGAGUGGUUCAUGUAUCAUAAACGGCAUUAAAAGCGGUAUUUGGAUUGCAGAUUUGCAGCUUGUUCGUUGCCCUGUCUGUGACCUUAGUACCUGUGAUGGAACAAUGCAAACACUGGACGCUAGGCACCUUGAGCUGUUCCUGAACGAAGGAUACAAAGAUGGAAGCUGGGAAUACAAUCUAAUCGGAUCUCAUAAGUUACAGAAAGACACAAAAGCAGCUUGUGGAGCCAUAUUUGAUCUCAAACACCUUAAAGCAUCUUCAUCCUCAGGUAUUCUCAACCUCAAGUCUUGGAGCGGAGAGCCAGAUGAUGUCCAACCCAAAGCAGUCAUCGUACCAAACGCAGUAGCUGUUCACACAAGACUACAAGAAAACGAAGGAAUCCUUGUGAAGUAUCACGCGAUGAAAGCAGGAACUGAUGGUGACAUUGUUUCCAUCAGAAUCUCCCAUCAGCUGCUCUGA